Molecule: messenger RNA, 2943 nt
Organism: Dromiciops gliroides (monito del monte)
Lineage: Eukaryota; Metazoa; Chordata; Mammalia; Microbiotheria; Microbiotheriidae
Gene: EXOG
Product: exo/endonuclease G
Exons: 6
Coding region: 13-1104 (363 amino acids)
Biological process (GO): apoptotic DNA fragmentation
Cellular component (GO): mitochondrial inner membrane; nucleus
Molecular function (GO): metal ion binding; 5'-3' exonuclease activity; single-stranded DNA endonuclease activity
Source: RefSeq, a predicted model, not a curated record
CCGGCGGGAGCUAUGGCGGCUCUCCUCGGUGGUAGCCGGCGCUUUUUCAGCGGCUUUCUCGCCGGAGCGGUCGUGGGUGCCACUGGGGCCGGGCUCGCUGCCCGGAGGCUUCUCCGCCACCACGAGGAAGACUCUGCUUCGAGGACGAGAAAGACGGCGGAGCCACCUGAAGAAACCAUCUUGGAGCAAUAUGGAUUCCCUGUGAUCGGGACCCAGGCCAGACGCUACACAAACCACGCCCUGUCCUAUGAUCAGGCCAAGCGGGGGCCUCGCUGGGUCAUCGAGCACAUCUCCAAGAGGAAGACUCAGGGCAAUGCUGACCGAAGACACUGCAAGUUCUGCCCAGACCCCAGCGUCCCACCGGCCUUCAGCGCGGACAACGAUGACUACCUGGGCAGCGGAUGGUCUCGGGGACAUAUGGCACCGGCUGGAAAUAACAAAUUCUCAACUGAAGCCAUGCAAGAAACCUUCUACCUCUCGAACAUCGUGCCUCAGAACUUUGAUAACAAUGCUGGCUACUGGAACAGAAUGGAAAUGUAUUGUCGAGAGUUAACAGAGCGGUUUGAGGAUGUCUGGGUAGUAUCUGGGCCCUUAACCUUGCCGCAGACAGGAGAGGAUGGGAAGAAGAGAGUUACCUAUGAGGUGAUCGGCAAGGACAACGUGGCUGUCCCCUCACAUCUCUACAAGGUUAUCCUGGCUCGCAGGAGCCCCAGCUCCCCCGAGCCCUUGGUGUUGGCUGCCUUUGUGGUGCCCAAUGACGCCAUCGGCUUCCGGCCCCAGCUCAUCGAGUUCCAGGUGAGCCUCCAUGAUCUGGAGAAGAUGACGGGGAUGGUAUUCUUCCCUCGUCUGGACAAAGCCAAGGACACGAGGAACCUCUGCGAGGUGGACACAUGCAGGCUGCUGGACUUCCAGGAGUUCACGCUGUACCUGAGCAAAAGGAAGGUGCGGGGAGCGCGGACGGUCCACAGGCUGGAGAAGGUCAUGUCUGAGCUGAAGGAGGCCGGGGUACAGCCCGAUGAGCACCUGCUGAGCCUCUACAGAGAGAAGCUGGAGGAGCUGGCCUCUGCUGACCAGCCAGGAGCCCAGGAGAGGAGGUCGGGCUGAGGCCCACGGUGGGCGGCCAUGGAUGCUGGGCCGGGGUGGUCUGACCGUUGGGCAUACUCGAGACUAAGUGACUGUGCGAGAUUCCCUGCCCUCCUCUCAUGAUCACUGGGAUGGGCCCGGCUGAAGCUGGAGUGGCCGGCUGGCAGCCUGGUACUCAUUUGCUUAUGCGAAGAGAGAGGUUCACUGCGGUGCCUCAUUUCAUGCCCAUCCAUGACUCCUCAGUGUGCCCAGACACUUCCGGACUGUCCUGUGAUCAUGUCUUUAGAAAGUCCCCAUGCUGAUGUCCUGGUCAGGCCCCCUCGGGAUCCCAGGGCUGAGCUCUCCUUUGCCUGCACCAGCCUGGUUGGAGCAGCCAGCCCAGUGCCAUCCUCUCCCACCCCUGCACGCCCUCCCUUCCCCCCAUGCCUAGUAGGCAUCUGCCUCUGCCACUGGGCCGGGCAGCCCUCCUCCUUCCUGUUCCUGGUGCCUUUCUUGAGGAGCACGCCAACAUCUGUCCUCAUUAAUCACCCCCAGAGGCUCCUGCUCCCCUUAAUGUUGGGACCCCUCCAGCUAAGAGAGGAAGCUGAUUAGGGCCCUAUUGGGUUUCAGCCUGCCCCUGCCCCUUCUGAAGCCUUUGGCCCAGGGUCCCAUGUCCAUUUCCAUGGGUACCUGUGAUCCUGGGGGCCUCCGGGCCAGAUCUUUGAAGGACCUGGCUCCUUUCCUUUCAGGUGGGCCUAGGGGGCUUCCGUUCCUCAGCUGUGAGCCCUGCCCUCUCAAUCUGCCAGAAGGAGCUAUGUCAGAAGACCUACCUAGGCCAGCGAGAAAUGCCUCGUGGGCAUUUCCGAGCUCUGUUUGCCUCCAGGUCCCAGACGAGCAGGAGCUGACAGGAUGGCCCAGGCCUCCUCUGGGCAGGCGCACAGGCAGCAACCCCCGGCUUAGAAUCUGGCUGGUUUGUAUGCCAUGUUCCGAAUGGGCGGGUUCUAAAAGCUAGCCGGGAGCAGAGGCCCAGCGUGUGUCUGCCUGGGCAGGGGGGCUGGGCCCCGGCAGGCUUAAUGAGAGCUCACUGGGGUGCAAAGCCUGGAAUUGACAGCACUUUGGGCCAUCCCAGAACAGCCUCGUGAGGGAGGCAGGUGACGUCCCGCACCUGCAGGGGCAGGUAAUACCUUGUGUGUGCAGGACAGCGUGCUCGGUACCGGCCCCUCCCCUUAGUGGGGCAGAAGAUAUGUCCACAAAUGACUCAUCAAAAGGAGGGAGAGACGCCCCCUCUCGCCUGGCGCAUCAGUGGGGGCUUAGUGGCCUCCUCCAUCGCCGGCCUGAGCCUGACUCUUGACUUCGGGUCUGCACGAAACCCUUUUCUGGGUUAUACAAAUGUGCAGAGAGAGACCUUGGGGCACAGCCAGGACUUGUCUGAAUGUAUCAGACCACAGGCCGUCUUCCUGUGCAGACUCUGCAGGCGAUUUCUGUUGUUUUUAUGUGUCUCUUUUGGCUUCUGGAAGCGCAGGGCCUUAGAUAGUAUGUGGGUGUCACGGCGAGCUCAGGCCUUGCUGGGUUCUGGUACAAAGACUACGUCAGAUCCAGGCGCCAGAAGCCAUGGGCCUUCCUCUCCCUGGUCACAUUACCCGGGCUCUGCCUCCCCGGCUCAGCGGCCCACAUCUCGGAGGACAGUAGGAGUAUAGGUGCCACCACGAGCUGGGGCAGCGGUACCCUGGGGAGAUGCGGAGGAUGUGAGCAAGAUCCACUGUCCCCAGAGUCUGGCUGUAUGGAGCUGAAAGGGGUGGGGUGAGGGUUCCCAUCUCUAAGGAAGAAGUGGGGUCUCCUGGUUUUAUAAUUUUUAAUUUUUUAAUAAAAGAAUGUCGAAGA